Messenger RNA from Colletotrichum tamarilloi, 207 nucleotides. RefSeq lists its product as uncharacterized. Lineage: Eukaryota; Fungi; Ascomycota; Sordariomycetes; Glomerellales; Glomerellaceae. The record is from RefSeq and is a predicted model, not a curated record. The annotation marks the transcript as partial. The transcript has a single exon.
GAAGUCUCUUCAGUAUCAGACCUUGUCAAAACUGCGCGAGCUCGGAGUGACAGCAUCGAUCUAGGACUCGAUCUUGUCCCCGAAGCAAUCGGUGACGCCCAGCGUUAUGAUCGUGUCACCGGAGCACCUGACCGGAUCCGAAUGGACGUCGUCUCUCUGCGAGCCCUGCCACACUGGACGAUGCUGUUUUACUGGUCAUCCCAGUAA